CCUAAAUUGCUACCCACCGUGUUGUUCCCUCUUCCGUAUCCGACGAUUUCUUAGCAUCUCCGGCGAAUCGUCUUCUUCUUCUUCUUCUUCUUCUCCGGCGAAUCAAAAUCCAGAUUUCUCCAAAAAUCGAUCCUCUCUCAUUCGGACGAGUUGGGUUCUCCUCCUAUAGUGUCCACUCUUACUUGCCUUAGAGCUUAAGAUUCUUGAGUUGGGAAUCAAAGAUGCCUCACAGAACAAGGCCGUUGAAGGGACUCUUGCUUUUCACUGGAAUUAACUUUUUGUUGGUGCAGACCAUUACCCCUGUCUAUGACUUUGUCUGCUUCUUGCCUUACUGGGAGAGAAGGAGAGAGAGAAUCCGGCAGGAGCGUGAAGCAGCAGCUGCAUCCUUAAACAGCACAAACUCAACACAGAAAGCAACUCAAGCAUCUGUUGGAUGAUGAACUCUCUACAUCUUCUCAAUCUUUUAAUCAGAAGCAUUCCUCUUUGUAAGAAACUAUUUACCCUCUGAUUACUGAAUAACUGAGAAGACAAAAGAAGGCAUAUUCACAUCUCUUCUCUAAGCUAGAUCUAUUAGUAGCAAAUCUUGAAAGUUUCUGAGUUGUUUUAAUACAUUUGUCUUAAUCGUAGAUACUUUCAAAGAUUCUGAUCAUUGGCAAGAUCCGAGAACCCCACAUGUUUUUGAUAAGUGAGAUAGGCUAUUAGAAAAAGGAACAACACUAUAUGAUUUUCUUGAAAUAGGCUUUUUGUUUUGGGUGGACA
Messenger RNA from Camelina sativa (false flax), 759 nucleotides. RefSeq lists its product as uncharacterized. The record is from RefSeq and is a predicted model, not a curated record. Lineage: Eukaryota; Viridiplantae; Streptophyta; Magnoliopsida; Brassicales; Brassicaceae.